UUAUUCUUAUAAAAAAAUGGCUGACGGCGUCGACAUUGAUCUUUAUGACAAUAUCGAAGAUGAAUUUAGUCAAGUAAGUUUGAUUAAUUCAGUAUCAUUAAUCGGACAUUAAAAUCAUUGCUUUUCGAAAAAUUUAUUAUUUCUGCUUCAUUCUUAAAAAAAAACCUUUCCUUUUAAAUCCAUUAUACUUUCUGUAAAGUAAAAUAUGAUAGGCUCUGAUAGUCUGAUAGGGAGAUUGCAAAAAGCAAGUUUUUUGCUGUCAGUGAUGACAUGCAGUCCAGCUUGUGCAUGGCGAGUCAGUUUUCCCUCUUAAAUUUGUCUGAAUCACUGGCCUAUCAACCCACAUAAUAAUGACGGUUGGAAGGGGCAUUCAGAUGUUACUUAUUAUUAUUACUUCAAAUAAAAGUAAAUCCCUUCCUCACUAAAAAUUUCACUUAAUUAUUAAUCUUUCAAUCUUUGUCUAUAAAAUAAAAUUUUGUUGUCCACUUUUGAUUUUUGGUCUUCAUGUUUUGUUUGGGAUGUGACGUCAUAUAUACAAUAUAGGCUAGCCUACAGUUCCAGCUAGGCCAUCUUUACAAAAAGUCAUAUUUAAUAUAUAUAAAAUGGAUGGAACAAGAACAUCUUAGUCUUAAUUACAUCAAUAUAGCCUACUCUACAUUUCACUGACAAUGAACAGAUGAGUGAGCGCUAAUAUAAUUUGAGUAAGAGUCUUACAGUAAGAGGCCUAUCGAUCAAUUGGCCAAUGGUGAACUAUUUGUCAUUUUGCUUUUUAAUAACCUGCUUCUGCCACGAACAGAUUAUUAAUGUUAACGUACACUGCAGGGAGGUAUAACUUUGAUUCAAGACUGGGCAAAAAAAAUGGGAUAGCAAAUAUAAACAAGAAGAAAUCUAAAAAUUGGCUUGUGCAUCAGAGAUUGUUAGGGGGGGGGGGGGGGGGGUUGUUGUAAGCUGUGAUUUUAUAUCAAAUUUGAAAAGAUAUAAUUAAUAAUAAUAUGUGUGGGUGGACUACCCACUAAGACUUGGGACUUUGGCCAUGAUUGUAAUAGUAAUUAUACCAAGGCUAUUAGUAUUAGAAAUAGAAAUAUAUGAAAUAGCAAUUAGCAGGAAUACCCGGUAAUAUGAAAAAAAGUAUGAAUUUAUAAAAGUAAAAACAAUAUUAAAACACAAUAUACAAGAACAAAAUUAACCAAGAAAGGUGAAGAAAUUAAUCCAUUUGUUAAAUUUCCUAGCUAUUAUGCACAUUUUUCAUCAAUUUACUAUGAACGAUUGUAUGAUUUUUUUCCUUGAUUUUAAAAGUCCUGAAAAAGUGAAGCAAUGUGUCUCGUCUAGAGGCAUUCUAGAAAAUUUAUUUAGCUACCAUAAGUAUAUAGCAUCUUUUCUUAGAGUGCCAAUGUCUUUUUCUUGUGAGGAAUAUUAAUUGGUAGAGUAAACCCACUUUUGAGUCUUUAAAAUAUCUGUAAUUUGUAAUCAGGGUUUCAUAUUUGGACACCUAAAUUUAAAUCUUAUCUGAAAAGUUCCAGAAGUGGACACCUGAGGUGGGUGAUAAAGAUGGGCAAUUUUCCUUAAACGUUUUUGCCUCCAGAUGGCUCAUGAAGACUGUCCUACAAAUAAGCUUGAUAUCAAUAAAUCUAGCGGAGUGUAGCAGUGAUGACUUGUUCAACCUUUGUUGCCCUCCUAACCAUCAUCAGUAUUUAAGGGUGGUGUUGGGCAUUAUUUUGUUAACUCUACAGCCUGCAUAUUUCAAAAAAGAAGAAUUAAUAUAUUAUUAUUAAUAUUAUCAUAUUAGGAUAACAGAAGGCCAUAUAUCAUAUAGACUAUUAUACUAUUAAUAACAGUAUACCAGAGAUAAUUAAAUGUGAGUGUUACAAACCACUUUCAGAUAUGGAAUGUGUUUAGUUUAACAUUAAAUAUAUUUGUUUAAAUUAUGCAGGAUGCAGAUUUUGAUGGAGGUGGAGACCUAUAUGAUGAUGUCAUUGCUGCAUCAUCAACACGCUCAAGUGCAGAGGUAUACUUAUUUAAUCACUUAUCAAAAUAUUCUUCCCUCAUAUAUAAGUAAAUAUACUCCGGAACUGGAACAUUGGUUUCAACCUUUUAAAUUUUUUUUGAUCGAAAAACUACAAGUUUCGUUGACAAACCUAUUCAGUUUGUUAAAAGUGUGUUUAAUUUAGAACAUAAGUUAUCUAUUGAGAAGACAAAAUUUUACCCAUAAGAUAAUUCAGUGUAACCUAAUAAAUUACAUUAAAAAUGUCCAUUAAAAUGAUUUUUUUGUGUUCCUUUUUUAGCCCAUGGAUCGUACUUCAGGCAGUAAGACUCCCUCAAGAUCAAACAGCACAUCACUUCCCUCAUCGACUUCAGCUUCUGCUCACACUGGAAAAAAACAUAUGCUCUAUAUUGGCAACCUAACCUGGGUAGGUUGCUUCUAAUAAUACUAAUAACAAUAAUAAAUUAAAUGACGUAAUAUUGAAUAAUGCAUUAUUUCUUUUGCUUUUGAUGGCAAUGUUUGAAGCUUUCUUAUGCAUGUACAAACAAAUCACUAUCUAUCUUUUCUUUUCUUGAGUGCAUAGAGUCAACUUUAUUUACCAUUUACAGGCUAAUGUAACUCCGACAGAGCUUAGCCACGUAGCACAAGUUAUCAAGAGUUACAGUAUUUUUGUUUUAGUAUUCAUGUUAAUAAUAUUCUGAAUGCAAAAUUUAAAAAUAUUUUAAAAGUUAUUACUUAAUAAAUUUAAUAUUUUGCCAUAAUCUUGUUAAAUUCUUUUACAUCUAUAGUGGACAACUGAUCAAGACCUUACGGAUGCUAUGAGCUCCAUUGGUGUGUCGGAUUUAUUGGAGAUAAAAUUUUAUGAGAAUAGAGCAAAUGGACAAUCAAAAGGGUAUUUAAAAUUUUCCUUAUACAUUUAACGGAUGAAAUGGAAUCAAGAGAUUUUUAAAAUAAUUUUUAAUUAAUGUGAAGGAAGUAAAAUUGCAUAGAGAAUGAAGAAACUGAUGCAAAUAUAUGUGAUACACAUUGUGAAAGUUAGACAAAAUGCCCUUUGUAAAUUUAUAUUUUUCGUUUGACAUCUAUUUCUUCCAUUCUACUUUAAUUAUAUUGGUUCAAUUAUAGUGAAGCAUGAAUAUAUUUCCUUCUAUAAUUUCAAUAAUCAAAAUUAUGGAUCAUUUAAAAUUUGACAUCUCUUGUGAGGUUGAUAAAUUGGAGUUCAAGCUUUACCAUAAAGUGAUCCUCAUCUAACUAUUAAAGUGACAUAAAACUGACUAUUGAAUGUUUUGCUUAUUUUAUUUAUUGAGAAUUACCUUUGUAAUGCUCAGAUAAUGCAUUAAAAUUGCAGGUUUGCUCUCAUUAUUGUUGGCUCUGAGCAGUCAUCACGUACAAUCUUUGACCGACUAUCUCGUAAAGAAUUGCAUGGACAAGUGCCCCAAGUUAGUCACUUCACUAAACAAGCAUUAAGUCAGUUUGAAGCACAAGCUCGCAAAACUGGAGGCGGUGGCCCCGGUGAUGCAGAAAGAAGAGACGAACGUGGACAGCCAGGUCGGGAUCCAACACCAAAUGGAAGCUUUAGAAAUGGUACCGAACUUAAAGGGUGGAAAUAUAUUGGAGCUUGAAUUUAAAUACUUAUCACAUUGACCUCCUAGAUUACCAUGAGAUGAGCGGUUGUGUUAAAUGUAUCCACUGUUAAUUAGUUCAUUCAAAAAUAAAUCAUCUUGAUUCAAUCAGCUACUAUUAUUCAUUAUCUCUUUUAAAAAAAUUUUUUUUCACAAAAGGUACCCAAAAAAGAAGAGACUUUUUUCCUUGUGUUUCUAAAUUUAAAAGUCAGGUUGACUAAUAGACCUGAUCCAUAGACAGAUUGCACAUAUUUUUGUUUAACUUGGCUGGUUUUAUUCUUGUUUCUCAAAGUUUUAUCACUCAUCAAUAUCAUUUUGAAACAUUAUAAAUAGUGCUGGAAUGGAAGGGCUCUGAUAAAAUGAAUGAAAUGGUCUUUUAAAUCAUAACUAUAAUUGAUAUAGUGGUUUCUGGGCUGAGGUCUUACAGACAUAGUAUAUAUGAAACAUACAUUUUAGAAUGAUUCGCCCUCAACGUCAUCGUUUAAAAACUAAAGAAUGUUAAUAACUUCUCAGAUAAACGAGGCCCACCUCCUGGGGGACCACCUGCUGGUACACCUGGGUUUCCACCACGUCUUACUGGCCCUCCACCACCAAGACCAGGACCUCCACCAGUUACAGGGCCUCCUCCAAGGCCCACUGGUCCCUUAAAUUUUGCUCGUAAGUUACAAAAUACCUCUCAAGCUUCAAUUUGAGUGGUUACCUUUAUUUAUUUUUUUGCUGGUUUUUGUUUUUUGUUUAUACAAUAGAAAAUUUGUAAUGCUCUUUUUUAAAAAUUACAUGCGAGUUUCUAAUAACUAAACUAAAUGAUAGAUGUCAGUAUCCUAUUUCUCUGGUCAUACCAAAGAAGAGUCUGGAGUAGAAACCAUUUGGGCCUGAAGUUUUCACGUUUAACAAAUUAUAAUGACAAUGCCAGUGUAUCCUCUUUAACAAAAGUACUUAAUACUUAUUGAUGCUGCUUUUUGAUGUCGCCAGAUGUUUUUUCAACUAGCUCAUACAAUUGUAAACUUAAUUAAAUUAAGGCGAAUAAUAUAAUGCAGUACAUUUAAUUUAGUUUAUUAGUUUGUAUUUUUUAAGCUUAAUGCUAUAGCACAUUUCAUUUUUGUUCCUUUAACAUGUUUUAGUAUGAUAUGAAACGGAAAAAAAUUCAUUGCUUUAAUAUAACAUUUUUUUACCCACAUUGCUUUCCAAUAACAAAAAAGUGAAUUAAGUCUGUGUAGUAUACAGGUGUAAAAAAGAGAUAGGACUUGAUUGGUAUAAUAUCAGCACGGUUGGGGUUCUCUAUUAUAAAUCACUAAGUAACACUGAAAAUUGCUUAAACUUUAGAAUUCUUCACUUUGUUGAGAAAAGCUGUUGGAAUACACAUUUGACAAUGUUUUUUAGUGUCUUAAUCAAAUGAAGCUUACCGCCACAAAUAGAUUCAGUCUUUUACAAUAAGUCACACACCCUUAAUGUUUUCACAGCAUUGAUUUGCUUUUGUUAUGUCAAAAUGUGUACCAUUUUUUAUUUGACAUGUUUUAAAGCAUGUUUUUAUAAUUCAUUACGUUAUUAUUCAAACCGUUAAUUAACUUAAAUAUUCAUUACCAUUGUCUUUCAUUCUUCCCCGAUCUGUUUCAAAAUAUCACAGAGCUUGUGAGAGCUUGCACUGACUACUUGUCUACAGCACCUCCUGGAACCUUACCUCCAGUUACAGGACCACCACCUGGAAUGCCUCCCAUGCCACCUCGACCUGGCCAGCCUGGUCCGCCUGGCAAUAGGGGCCCUCCACCUAGAAUGGAGGUAGCUUUUAACAUGUCAAAUGUAAUCAUUGAUUGUCUUUUUUUUUUUUUUAGACAAUUUUUUGAACGAAAAUAUGAAUUAGGAAGCCUAAAUCAUUCAGCCAUUAGACCAAAAUUUUAAUUUAAAAAAUCUUACACCUCGACCUGGCCAGCCUGGUCCGCCUGGCAAUAGGGGCCCUCCACCUAGAAUGGAGGUAGCUUUUAACAUGUCAAAUGUAAUCAUUGAUUGUCUUUUUUUUUUUUUUUAGACAAUUUUUUGAACGAAAAUAUGAAUUAGGAAGCCUAAAUCAUUCAGCCAUUAGACCAAAAUUUUAAUUUAAAAAAUCUUACUUUGUAUUUAGAAAUAUAUUAUUUGGUGACUUUUCCACCCUUCAUUAACCUAAAUGUAAUGCUCUAACUUGGAAAUUAAAUGUAUAUAUAAGAUUAAAUUUGGGAUAUUUUGUUUUUAUUUACAAUUCUUUCACAUUUCCCUCAUUAACCAAAUAUUUUUUUUUAAAGUGAUUUCUGUUGUGUAAAAGUACAUUGAAUAAAUUUUAUCUCUUUAUGUUUUCAUAUGUAUUUUUCUGUCUUGACAUUACAGCCUCCUAGAAUGGGUCUACCACCACCACAUUUACGGGGACCACCUCCACCAUUAGAUACUAGAGCUCCACCUCCCAUGAGACCAGAAUGGGAAAGACCCCCAGGACCUGGUGAGUUAAAUUAUAGUUUAGUCCUAAAAUUGUUUACUGGUGUUUGAAAUUCUACCAUUAAAACUAACAUGUGCACUCAUUGAAUUAUAGUUUAACUUGAUUUCUAUUGUUCCAAGCAUUUCUUAACUUAAUAGAUUUUCUAGGAAGGUAUUUUAGCUAUGGAUGCAUCAUUUGCUUGACUAGAUCUCAUUUUACUGAUGUAUUUUUAUGUGGAUAUAAAGUACCUCAAGUAAGAGAUAGUCAAGAAAAAAAUAAUAAAAGCGCUGCUGUUAGUGACAUGCUUCUCCUCACAUGGUUUCCAAUUUAGUUAGAACUUACCCAUCAUUAACAUCUCUUCUGUACAUGUUUCAGUAAGACUGCCAUUAACAUAUCUAACUAUAAUUUAAAGGCUGUGAUUAUAACUUGCUUCACUAGUUACAAUAAAUCCUCACAUGUGAAGACGUGAUUUAAUAGAGAAACAAUAUAACAUGUAUCUAACUGGAACACAGAUUUGGGGAUAAGAAAAAUGAAAUUUUCAUACAAACUUAUGCUUGGUUUAAAAUAAUUUGUAAAAAAAAACGCAUUUAUUUAAAAAAAAAUUUUUUUGCGGAGUUGUAAUAUAUAUUUAAAAAAAUAUUUUUUUUUCACAUGAAUCCAAGCAUUGUGAUUAUCAGAUAGUUUUCUUAAUUUUGAUCACAAUGGGUUCGAGAUUGCUCAUUUACAGGUCCAUAUAAAAUAUAGAUAUUUUAAACACUUUACAUUUAGUGUUGCAUAAAUUAUGAUCUAUCUCACUAGCAUUAUGUUUAUAUUUAAAUGCUACCAUUAAAAGUAAUAAUGUUUAUUUCUCAGUCACCCCUUAAAACCAAUUUAUUUAAAAGCAUUUAAAAAAGUUUUGUAUCAAGGAUAAAGAACUAUUUUUUAAAUUCAAGCUUAAGUGUGAUCUAAGCAUAGACAACUGAAAGUAGAUAUAUUUUUAAUUAACUCUUUUAAAUAAAGGCCCCCCCAGUGUUUUUUUGCUAUUAGAAUGAUGCGACUUGCAUUUUAAUGUGGCUGUCCAUUAUUUAUUGAUUUAUUGAAACAAUUUUAACAUGACACUUUUUGUCACAACAUAUUAUUCAUGUGAUCAGCUUCCUUUCUCAAAGCUGUUGGAUUGUUUUCAAAUCAUUAUCCAUAAAGUUUAUGAAAGUUUGCACAAUGUGCUCGUAAACUGCCAUUUAUUUCCUUUAAGUUAUUUUUUCAUAGUCUUCCAACUGCCUGUCUUAGUGUGCAAUGUUUAUCUUUGUUUUGUCACCGCUCUCUCACUGCCACUGUUAAAAAGAGAUAUUGUUUAGGUUUAACUGCAUAAUAUUUUGAAGAGCUUCUCAUGGUAGGAUUUUUACUUGUGUGGGUUUUAAAAAGAACAUUUUUGGUUGUUAUUAUUCUUUCUACAGCCAGCGGUGAAUGAAUCCAGAAACACGAUUGAUUGGGGACCAUCUAUAAUUAUAUUAUGUUUGCCCUGAGAUGGGAAGGGGGUGUUGUUGAUUUAGGAGAUUUUGUGUGCUGGGGGUUGGUAUAAAUAUUUAAGUUUAUAAAAUUGACAACACCACGUUUUCUAUAAUGAUGGUGGUGAUGGUCAUGUUGUUUUCGUAAUGAACUAACUAGACAUGGAAACAGUAUUAUUAGUUAUUAGUGUAGUCGCCCUAGUGACAAUUUUAGUGAAUCCUCACUUUUGUGGUUUGCUUUGGUGCUGCUGUAUGACGUAAUUUUUGUGACAUUAUUUUAGUCUGCAUUUUGAGAACACACAAAACAGCUGUACAAUUUUAUUACCCCUGUUUGGUUUAAACACUCCCCUUCCUUACAGCUUAUGGUACUUAUCAGACUAUAAUAUGUUAAUGGGAAAUAGCAUAAUGGGAAACAAGUUACUUGGUUUUGUAAAUGUUGUCCCAAUUUGUAAUUCUUAUUUCAAUUUAAAAAAAUUUAUGCUGAUCUGACUUCAAUUUUGAAUUGCGUUUAAUUUGGAAAGUAACUUUAUUUUUACCAGUGACAGCCUUAUUAUGUGAUGUGGUUGUUCACCCAAAUUUUAAUUGAUUUUUAUAGUUGAUACAUGUCUGCGAAACAAAGGGACAGCAGAUUGCAAUAUAAACGCCAGUCAUCCACUUGUGGAAGUUACUUUUUUUUUUUUUUUUUAAUUUUUUUUUUUUACAUCAUCUUAACUUGAUCCCACUAGACUCUCAAUGCGAGUAGUUAUUGUAAACAUUAUAUAUAAUGGAUGUUUAUUUAUUUUUUAAGAAACUGUAUUGUACAAUUUGAGGCGAUAUUGUAAGAUUUUAGGAAUUUCGAGGGUAACCAGGUCUGGUUCCAGUUUAAAUUUGCAAUUAGUAUAUGGUUGAUACAUUGAAUGAAAAUACUGAUUUUGAUUAUAUUCUAUUUGUUAUGUACCAAUGUCAAUUCCCCCUUUUGCAGAAAAAUUACACUUUUUCCUCCCAAUUAAGGUUUUUUAUUAAAAAAAUGUCCCAAAGGAUAUUAUUUUAACCAGGAGGUUAACAGCUUAUUAUUUACUAUUGCAAUUGUAAAAUAUCAAUCUCUUAUAUUCUGUUAACAAUGACUUGCAUGGAGAAAAGGCUACUUUCAAGAACAAAAUUGACCAUUUAUAUACUUUGUCAGAUUGCUUUCAUCCACAAUGGAUGUUCUGUCAUUCAGUUCAGAUCUAGACCUGUCUACUGUGUGUUUGAUUAAUUUUUUUCAUGUUUACAGGGAGGCCCCCUAUGCCAGGUGGGCCCCCACAGAACAAGGACUUUCUUCGCGGCCCACCACCAGGACCGCUAGGUUUGUUAACUUUUGCCUGUGGUAUGCCAGCUCAUAAGAUACUUGUUGUAUAAGUUGGAUCAACUACUAAUUCCAGCUACAUUUAAUUCAUUAGCUUUGUUUCUGAUCAUGAAGAUUAAAUUAAUAACUACAGUAAUGUUGAAUGAAAACUGUCAUGUUUUGUAUAUUUACCAUUGUGUUUUUUUUUUCAACUGCCAGAAGUAUUUUCUAAACUUCAGUAUAUUUCAACAAUAAUAGCUUAAUUUUAUUUUUCAAAAAAAAAAGGCAAACUAGUGUUGUUUUUAAAGCUACUAAAAACAAUUUUGCCAUGGGGGUGGUGGGGGUUUUCCAACAUUCUUCCAUAUUUAUUUCAAUUACAUGAUGCAGUUAAGGAAAGAACAAAAACAUCUGUAAAAAGAAAAAGAUUUUCUUGGGCUGUUUUAUUAUAGGACACAUUUGAAUAACUUGCACUUCAUGUUUAUUUUAAAAGACAUUUUCUCUGCUCACUUGUCUUGAUGUGGUAACAGUAUUAUAAAUCAGAUUUUUUUUCUCAAAUAUGUUAUUGUAAAUUUGAGCAUUAAUUUAUUAACCAAUUUGGCUUCCAGAACUUGAGUGCUUUUAGUUUGUUAUUAAUAUGUUUAGAUCACACUUGUUAGCCAGACACAAGAUUUUGUCUGUUUCAGAAAAAGGUUCAUUUGCUAAAAAUCAAGAUUAAUGGAUUUAAUCCAUUUUUCUUGAUGUGUCGAAUUUUUAUUGUAAUAAAUGUUUUUUAAAAAGUACAGAAGGAACUCAUAAUGGUAAUAAAUUUUGAGAAAAAAAAUUCAGUAAAUUUGAAGUUAACCCUUCCUCAACAGUAUACCAAGAGAGAUUUAGUAAUGUUUUCAUUAACUUGAAGGUGGAGGUCAUUGUGUGUGAUAUUCUGAUUCUUGGUCAUAAUGCAUUUUCACUGUAAAUGCCACUAAUUAGUUUUGAGGUCUUACAAUGAAAUAGUUACAGGGCAGUUUAUCAACAUGAGUGUUAGAAAUUAAAAACGGUUACUGAAUUUUCAGUUUUCCCACUCUUCUUACAUUAUAAGUUAAACAUUUAGUCAGUGUACAAUUUUUGACACCUUAAAUUUUUAUUCUAAAUUUAAGCACAACCCCCUCCUCCUGGCAGUAAGUUUAACUUUGUUUUUCCUCCCUUUUUAAUCUGUUUUAUUAAAAAAAAAAGGGCUUGGCAAUGUCAAUAUGGGUUUGUUUGAUCAGCUGUGCACUGAAGUAAAAUGCAUAAUUUUUUUAAAUUUAAGGAUAUAAUUUAAAAAAAAACCCAAUGAAUACAACAUGCUUAAAUGUAAUGAAGAUUACUGGACAGCUUAAAUAAGGCUUACCUUCAACAAAAUUUAAGAAUUGUCACAAUUGCUGUUAACAGCAGCUAGUAACAUUUGAAGAGCUAUAUAUUUUUUUAUUUCUUAAUGUAUAAAGAUAAAUUAAAAAGCCUUUUACUUUCCUCUUAAAUGUUGGCAAAGUGAGUGGGGAUGUUUAAACAAACUCAGCUUAUAUACAAUAAAAUUUACAUUUGAAAAUAUUCCCAUCUUAAUUUUAAAAAAUUUGAAUGAAAUUUUGCACAUGUAAUAUAACAUUAUGAUGACCAUAGACAUUAUUUCUUAUUUGUUAACUCAAAGUGGGAUAUUGAUUCAGCUUGUCCAAUACCCACACUACACUAAGAUUGAGAAAUUAUAUUUUAAUUUUUGAGAAAAUGUAGGGAGUCUGUAUUGGCAAAUAAUAACCGAAUGACUUAAGGAAUAGAUUGUAUGGAAUAAGUUAAGGUAAAUAAGUUAAUCACAACCAAGUAAAAUUCGGUGUAAGAAACAUUUAUUGUUAAAUGAUUAAAUUUUAAUGUUCAGAUUCAGGCAAUAAAAUAUUGAACUUACACAGCAUUAGUAAUUAAUAUUACAAUAGACCAUGAACAUUUUGAGCAUGCCUCUCUAUUCUAGUAAUCUCUUACUAGUAUUCUAGUAAUCUCUUACUGGUCUUUUAUUUUUAGGUUUAUCCUAGGUCUUGAAGUCUGUUUUUACAAAUUAUUUAUUUUAAAAGUCAAAUACUUUUAAAAUAAGUUUAUUUUCAAAAGAUUUUGUAAUUCAUUUAAAUAUCAGUGGGGAUUGGAAGUAUGCUAUAGUUUACACCUUGCAACUUUAUUUCAUUAUACCAACUAUAAAGCAUUUUCUAUGGUUUAUUUUGACUGGUUGAAUAUAAAUAUUUGUAACUAUACACAUGGACUCAUGAUGAAGAUAACUUUUUAAAAAAAAGUCAAUAACUACUUUUUUUUUUUGAGACAGCUCUAUGACUUUCCAUCUUUGUUAUAAUCUUUUUGUGAAUGUAUUCAAACAAAUGUUGGUGAUUGGGAAGUCUUUAUUUUUUCUGGCAUUGGUUUAAACUCAGCACGUCACAGUAAUUGUGUCCUCAACUGUUCUCCACAUUACGCCAGCAAAGUGAUUCUCUUCCUAGUGUGACAAUGUUCGAGUUUAAAAAAUUGUUUAUCAACACAAUUUCCAGAUUAUUUUUCACUGGGGCAUCACAAUUUUAAAUCUGCUUGUUAAUUGUAUUAUCCCCUUCGGUCAUUGCAUUUAUUACGUUAUGGAUAUAAAGCUGGUUUCACUAAAUGAAUUUAAAAUUGUGAAAUGUAAUUUUUUCUAGGAUUUGUAAAUGAAAAUGUUCACCUAUAUCUUAAACAUUGGGUUCCCUUGGUUUCAACUUUUCUUGUUUUCAUUGGAUAAGAUUUUUCAUUUUAUUUUAAGCAUAUGCAUGGUGAUAACAGCUGCUUUUUUUUUUUGCUACCCAGCUUGUACAGCACUUUAUGUUCUCAAAUAACAGAAAUAAUUUAUCUUCUCUUAUAAACAAUGAAUAAUAUUUUAAACUUCAAUAUGCAUUGUAACAAGAAAGAAAAAACAACAGAUACUAAAUGAGGUACAUUGUCUUCUUAUGUUAUGCAUCCCAAGCAGACUCCUUUGUUAUUGAAACAUUCUUAGUUUUAUUUCAGAGGCAUUUUAUUUAGAUUAUGCAUUUUGGCUUAUUAUUCAUGUAAUUACUAUCAGUGAAUUUGAUAAUGAACACUGUUUACUUCAAUUUUUUUGUUAUUUGUCUCCCAAUUUUAAUAUAUUUUUCAGCCACAUAUCCUCCUGGUGGCCCCAUCCCACCUCAACCAGUUCCUCCACCAGGAUUGAGACCUCCACAUAUUGCAGGACCUGGUAAGAAUUUCAAGUCUUCUAUUGUAUGAUUUGAUACAUUCAGAAUGCUAAUUAUUGUUCUUAGAUCAAUAUUUUAAAUCUGUAUGCUAGUAUGACAAAUGAAAGGCAAUUAAAAUACUUUAUGAUUUUUAAAAAAUGAACAUCAAUUUUAACUGGAAUUCUUGUUUUGAAAACUUAAAUUUAUUUGAAUUAUAAUCUCUAAUAUUACAUUAGGAGGAUUUGAAGCAAAACAUAUAUUAUAUAACUUAGAUUUUAACAUUGUCAAUACUUGUACUUUAAAAGACAAAAAAAUCUAUAAAUUUAUCUUGGAACAGUCAGCGUAAUAAAUGGGUUCUAUAUAUUAUUUCAGAAUGACAUAUACCCAUCAUUAUGUUAAUAUCCACCAUAAUAACUGUGACAUAUAGCUAGAAUAUCUUUAUUGCUAAGUAAAUGUCUCGUGGGCAUUAUUGUAAUUAGUUAUUUUUUGCCAAGUCUGACAGCAAAUGGAAAAAAUGGCCCACUAGUUCAGAUUUGUUUUACAUUUUAUGUUAAGCUAUCCCAAUAUUUUCAGCAUACACACAUUUUUUGUUUCCAUUGGUUAAGUUAAAUUCAGAAUUUUUCUUACCUGAACUGCUUUCAGGUAUACCUCCUCCAAAUAUGGCACCUGUAUCAGCAGCCCCACCUCCCGGUCAUGUCCCCCCACCUGGACACAAUCCUUUCUUCCCUCCUCCCAUUACAGGACCACCUCCUGCAGUAAGUACUGGUUCAACAUUCUUUUUAAUAGUUAAAUAAUGUUUUUAAUUGUAAAGUGCUUAGAGCUUUAAGGUAAGCGCUAUAAAAAAAAUGCCUAAAUAAAUAAAUAAAUAAAUAAGACAUAAUGAUUUCCAUAACUUCUUGUUGCCAAAUACUAACAAAUUGAAACCAAAAAAGAGCUAGGUUGACUUUAUAUAUAAAAUAAAAGUUAACUACAUAAAAUUGAUGUAAACAAAAUUGAAAUCUAUAUAGGAUGUAUUUACUUAUUCAAUUUUAAAUCACCUUUAACAUACAAGUGUAAAUUAAAUUUACAUAAGAUAUAUUAUAUGUAUCCUACCUAAAAUGAAAGAAAACAUUUAGAUUGGGAAAAAAUCCCUGACAAAAACAAAGCUCAGAAGAAUGGAAAUUUACAUUAUGUAAAUUUAAUUUAUACUAUAUGAAUGUUUGUUGUGUGUUUGUUGUACUCAUGAAAGCAUUUUCCAAAACGUUUACAUUUGUAUUCUGUGUAAUCAUUAUUAAAGCUAAACCUAUAUUUUUUUAUUUACAAAAAUUGUGUCUUUAUUAAUGUACUCAAAAGCUUUAUCGCAGUCCAACACUCUUUAUAAUUAGUUAAUUUAACCCUUGGACAUUGCCAGUAGCUUCUUUUACCCCCUAAAAAAGAUUUUGAAUUUACAACCAUAAAAGAUGUAAGUAAACAAGCAAAUGUGUUGGAAUAUCUAAAUGAGAUGGGAAAGAAAAGAAUAAAAUUUGCCUCCAAAUGUAAUUUAAAAUGUAAAAAAAAUAUACAGAGUAACAGAAAGUAAUAGUAUUCAUAACAAAAAUAAAACAAACCAAAUCCAUCAUCCAUUGAAGUCAGAUGUUUUUGUUAUGUUGUCAUGCCAUUUUCCCUUUUUUUUUUAAAUAAAGGGGAACAUUUUAUAUUUACUGAUUAUCUUUUUACAUUCAUUUAACUUUUAGGCUGCUCACCCACCACCUGACCCAUAUGGCCGACCACCUCCAGCAGCAUCCUAUGCUGAAAAUCCUUAUGCCAGGCCUCCCCCAGAAAGGUAAAAAUGUGGUUAUCUUGAUGAUAUAUUUAAUGUAAUUAGUUUUAAUAAUUUUAUUAACCCUGUCAAAAAACAUAUAUUUUUGUUGUUUGAAUGUAGAAAAUGGGUUCAGUUUGACUUUUCAUACAUAGUUCCCACGCUAGGUUUACUUUUAUGUUCAUUGAGCUAAAAAAAAUCUUAGGUCUCCUUCAGGUAGUGGGGUAAUCGGUAAUCAUAUUACUUUUUAAACCUUUCUUUAAAUGGAAUGAAUUACAAGUCAUAUGUUUCUAUAUUUUAGGCCUUCCCGUUCAGAGAUAAGAAAAACUCCUAUCAGGUUGGCUUGUAAAAAACAUUGCAUUACAUUCGGUUUUAAUUUGGCUGUUUAGUUUCACAAGUUCAAGUUUGUAACUGUUUAUACAAGAGUUUGAUUUUUAUUUUUCCUGCUAUGAAAAUGUGUGUUUACACAACAAUUGAUUUUUAUUUUUCCUAAUAAAAAAAUGUUACAACAGGGUUAACAUACUUAUUGCUGUGAGAUAGGUUUUAAAUUUACAAGUAUCAAAGUAGAAAAUUGAUAUUUGUUUAUGAAAUGAGUUUUAGCCACUUAAAAAAACUCCUUUAAAUUCUAAAAUGAAUUAAAUAUUGGCAAAUCAAUGAAGGGGAUGAAGUGAUGUAUUUUAAAAUAUUUACCCUGAUAAAACAAAAUUAAUUAUUGGCAAAUCAUUAAAAUGGAUGAAGAGAUGCAUUUUAAAAUUGUACAAUAUUUACCUUGAUAAAACAAGGAGGUAUUUUAUAAUUUAAACAAAAUUGCUCUUGGGUAACAGUAAAACAAUGUUUGGAAAUGGGUCAUUAGUUUUUAUGUGCCUAUAUGAAUAUUUAAAUGUAUAUGAAUGAAUAUUUUUACUCAGACAUGAACCACCCCCACCUCAGUUGAGUGACCAAGAGUUUGAAGAAAUUUUCCAGCGCAACAAGACAGUCUCAAGUAGUGCUAUUAAUAGAGCAGUCCAGGAUGCAAGCUCUGGUAAAUUGAUUCAUUUUUUAGAUUCUAAAUGGCUUCUUACUUUGUUUUGAUUUCAAUGGCUAAAUUUGACUUCCUUUUAAAAAAUUAUUUAUGCUUAUUUUUUUUUUUUCAAAUUUAAAAGGGGACUUCCCCAGUGCGAUAGAGACACUGGUGACAGCCAUUUCUCUUAUAAAACAGUCAAAGAUUGCAUCAGAUGACCGGUGCAAAAUACUCAUUAGUUCUCUACAAGAUACUCUCCAUGGCAUUGAAGAAAAAUCCUAUGGAUCUAGGUAAGCUUUAAAUUUAAAAAUGUAUUUGUAACUAAGCACCUGUUAAGUUAAUUGAGACUUAAUUGUUUCAUGAGACAAUAAAUAUCUAGCAUAUAUUUCAAUUGCAUUUUUAUUUCAUGCAAUUUUUCUCAAAACAUAAAAUUAUACUUUUUAAAAAAUUGUUAUUAAAAAAAUAUAUAUAGAUCACAAAUUUUUUUAAAACAGAAGUAUUUAAUGGUUUUAUUCACAGUAGCCGCCGACGCUCUCGAUCAAGAGAUAGAGAUCGGGAGAGAGAAAGAUUAGAGAAGAGACCCAGACACCGCUCACGCAGUCGAGAAAGGGAUCCUCGAGAGUACAGAGAGCGCUCCAGGGAAAGAGAUAGGGAGAGGGAGCGCCAUUAUGAGGAUCGCCGUGAAAGGGAAAGAGAGAGAGAACGAAGUGAAAGAAGUGACAGAGGAGGAGAAAGAGAUAGAGAACGGUCUGAAAGAGAACGUAGCGACAGAGAACGCGCUGAACGGGCUGAACGCGAACGCAGUGAUAGGGAGAGAGCAGAUAGGGAAAGAGUUGAAAGGGAGCGAACAGAACGUGAAAGGACAGAUCGUGACUACAGUAGCCGCAGACAUUAAAACAUUUGCUUCAGUCACCAGUAUAACUAAAGGUAAGACUGUUCAAAAUCUGUUCAUCAGAUUUGAUUAGCUAUUUACCGUUAUUUGUGCCACUUGACAGAAUCUUUUCCAGGUCUGAAAAAAUCAAAUAGUUCUCACCUGUUGAUGAUUCUGCACCUUACCUUUCAAAGUGUUCCAAGUAUCGGCAGGGCUCUUUUUAAGUCUUGCAGUCGAUCACCAGUAUCCAUAUUGCCAAAGCCACCAUAUUUUAAAUUGAGUCAAUUAGGUAAGUAGUUAUUAUUGAAUGACAUGUCUGGAACUAAUUUAAUGUUUGAUUUGCUGUUUUUUUUUCUACAGUGCUUCAUCAAGCAUUUUCACCAUUUAUUUUCCAGAAGUUGAGAUGAAAAGUGACUACCUCCUGGCCACAAGUGCCCUUUCUAUGUUGUUCUACAUACAGUUUUAAUUUCCUCAAUAAGCUUGGUUCACUGAUAUGAAAAAGCUUGGCUCAACAAUUAGGCGAACUUGCGGAUACAUUCUUUUUGACAGUUUUUAUCUCGCAUGCUGUAUUCUAAUUUAGCAAAAAUGUAUUGCUUAGAGAACUAAUUAAAAUGACCUAGAUUCCGAGUACUACACGCCGUAUGUUCAGCUGAUGUAAAAUUAAUGAAUGUGUAGACAUUUUAUCUGUAUUGGAGCAAAUGUCUUGGAAUGAAAGAACCUUCCACAUCAGUCUAUCAGAGAAAUGGGUAUUGUGUGGUUGUAGCAUACAAGUUAUUUGAAUAUGGGAAUAAGGCAAACUCAUCAGUCGAUGCAAUACAAUGUUUAAAGCUCUAUACGUAAUGAACCACUUCACUACAAAAUACAUCUUGUGCAUAUUAAAAUUAAGGCUGGACAUGUGUUUAUAUAAAAAGCACACCCGCAAGGCAUUUGAGUAAUUGUUGGGAUGGAGAUAAGGAAAUUAUAUUUGUUAAAAAUUUCCGGAAGUGUCAUGCUGUAUAUAUUUCUAUAUAUAUCAAAUAUUACUGCGAAUCUGAAAAUUGUUUCAAAUGUUCAAGAGACACAGCAGAAAGUUUUUCAUUAAUUGCGUGUGCUUGAAAGGAUUCCUGCUUGCUUUGAAAUUGGUUUUUAAAUAUUUAUUUUCCUGUAUAUCUGGGCUUACUGCUGAGAUAUGUAUCUGUGACUGAAUGUAUUAACGCACAUUAAUAUAAUUAUUGAUAGUCAACUUCAGUUGUCUAAAAAAUCUCUUGAUGCUUUGUGUGAAGGAUUUAGUGUAUUACUGUUUGUUUAUGUUCCAGUUGUGUUGUCAUUGUAAACUACUGUAACUAACUUGAGUCUUCAAGUUAAACAUGGAUUGGAAAUCAAUUAACAGGGACCAAAACUAAUUUUAAUAGUUGCUGUAGGUCUUAUAUAUUUAUCUGGCUUAUCACACCAUUUUUCUAUUUUUUUAUUUUUUUUUCCUUUUUUAACUUAUUAACUUAUAGCUUUUCAAUUCUUAACCCUGUCACUUAAAAAAAAAAGGAUAGUUAUUUUGCAUUUUUAAUAUUAGAUUGGAGAAAUAAAGUUUAGCCUAUGCUAAAUGAAAUUGCCUCAUUUUUACAAGGUGCUAUUUUUAAUGUGAAAAAAUAAUUUAUUUUCAUAAAAUUUGAUAAUUUAAUUCAAUGCUUCAUUUGUAUGUAGAUUUAAAAACUUGUAAUUUUUUUUCUCAUGAUGUACCUCCUAGAUGAAAUGGUACAAGCAUUUUUUCAGUUUUAAUCUUCAUUGCAAUUUUAGGAAUACAUAAAGUAGCUAUGAUUGAUUUGCAUAGUAAAUGUACUGGAUAUAUAUUUUUAGUAAUAUGAUUUUUAACUUUUCAUUAGUAAAUUUAUUUAUUUUUUGUUGAAAACUACAGAAUCUCAAAUUUUUAUGAUCACUCCUUUUUUUUCCUGAAUUUAAAAAAAAAAUAUAUAAAAUAACAUUUGAUAUGUUUUUUUUAAAAACAACUUGUAAUCAAUUUUUUUCAAAACCAUAAAAAUAAUGGUAAAGAAAAGACAUUAUUUAUUAAUUUGUUAAACAUUUUUCAGUUAUAUUUUAAUUUGUAGUCAAGUAUUGAUUCUCCAGCUGAAAAUGCAUUUGAAACUAAGACAGAUUACUCUUUUAAGUCCUCAUGUUUUUGUGCCUGUUGGUGUAACUUUUUGUUGUAAUGAGAAGUGAAUGUUAAUUUUGCAAGCAUGUAUGCAAGGGAUAUGACAUGAAUGACAGAUGUUUGCAAUAUGUUAGGGGGAGGGGGGGGGAUUCUGUAGCAAUGUGGCUGAGUUGGGAAACAUUUAAAGUCAGUUUAGAUUUUGCCUCAUCAUUUCUAAUACCGUUGUAUUAAAAAAAAAAACUUGUCAUAAUUGUUGACGAUUUAAUGUUAAAUAAUUGGUCUUUCAGUGCGAUUAUUCAACUUCCCGUUUAUACUGAUGUGAUAUUACUGUUUUGACAAGGUACAUUUUACCGUACCAAACCGUCCAAUAUUUUUAUCAGUUUUACCCCGUCUGCGUGAAAUAUUCCACUCAAUUUUUAUUUAUUAACACUGCCAGCAUGCUAAAUAUUUUGAAUGUUAUUUUUAGUUAUGCUUUCAUGACAUGAAAUACUUUACUUAUGUCAUAUUUCUACAUCUUAUAAUUCUAUUGACUAAUGCAUUCCUGUUUCAGAUGACAAGAGGGUUGUCUCCUUGAUGUUUGCCUUAAGUUGUUUUUGUUUAUAAUUGUGCUUUGCUUUUUUUUAAUUUUGAGUUUCUGUUAAUGCUAUGAUUCAUGCUUUUUGGUUGUUUUCUUUUAACAAUUCAUUUUCUACAAAAUGUCCUCAGAGGUGAUCCUGUCUACAAUAAAAAGAAAACAUUUUUAUUUAUAUUAUAUUCAGUUAAAUCUUUUAACUGUGUAAAUUAUCAUUACUUCAACAUUUUGGAUAUAAUAAUGUGUAAAGUUAUAUUGUACAACCAACAUACUGAACCUGGACCAAACAGUCUCAAUCUUUUUAGCCUGUUGAAAUCGAAUAGAUUUUUUGAAUAUCAGAGUACAAAGGUAUGCAAGAUGAUGAACUGACUUAUUAAAAAGAAAAUGUUGAGCUAUCUUUCAAAAUGCUGAUUUAAAAAUUGCUCACUUCAGGUAAUUAAGUUUUAUGUAAAACGAAUUUACACUGGAAGGCAAUGAUGAUUGUUUAACAUGACUCACAUUAUUGUGAUUAAAUUGAGAAUGCCAAGUCUGUUAUAGUUUAGGACUUGUCUGUGGAUUGUUUCUCACUUUUAAAUUAAUUGGUGGUUAGGGCUUUUUUUAAAAAUUUGAAAUGUGAAUGGGGUUUUUCCUAUGAUUUUAGAGCAGGGAUCUCCAAACUGAUUUGAAGAACAGCUAGGUUCAGGCUAAGUUGAGACUUUCUUUAAUAGCAUGUAAUUAUUUGUCAAUAGUCUCUGAAAAUUUGAUUGCUCAUUAACACCAAUUUGUUUCUUAAAGAGCAAUAUUAAUAAUAAGCUGAUUUUUGGGGGUUAAAAUGGAACAACUGAAAUGACCUUUAUACAGAAUUAAAUAUGGCCCUCAAAGUUUGCAUUAAAAAAAACAACAAAUCUCUUUAUGAAAUCAAAGGAAGCUACUGCAUUUUGCAUGUCAAAGCUGGAUUUUAGUUUGGAGAUCCUUGAUAAAGGUCAUCAUCAUUACAUUUUCCUUAUGAAACAGUUAUGACAUGGUAGAUUAUAAUUACACAUGUUAAUGGUUUAUCUGUCCAUUUACUUCAUAUUUCUUUAUUAGUGAUAUUCAAGUAUGGAAUUCAAAAUGCUUGGGUGCAUUUUUUGUUUGUUUUUUUACAACAUGCAGUACUUUGGGUGCUGGGUGGAUGAGUGGUCUAAACUGUCUCAAACCAAAUCGCUGGUGGUCAUGAGUUCAAUCCCCACCAAAGCCAAAGUCCCAAUCACCCCGGGUGGAUGAGACUCGUUAGCCUUAGACAGCAACUCAUCUAGGAGAAGGCAAACUCUGAAUUCAAAACCAGGAGCCAGAAUGAUCAAUUAAUUGUUAUAUAUAAGAUGAAGAAGUUUGAAGUCAGUCAACUUGGUUUACUUCGCUAAGGCAUCUAACACAUUCUUUCUCAUAUUAAAAUAUCAAAACAAAUCAUAGAAGGACGUUGAUAUAAAAUGAUCCAGUAUAUUGGAUCCAUGCUAGUAAGUCAUGAUUAUUUGGUAUUUAUGACGCUGUGAGAACCUCUGAUUUCUGCCUGUGUGACAAGCCUUGCUCUAUAAUUUAUUUCAGUGCCAAAAGUCCUUGGUUAUGUUUGCACAAUGCGUUUGACCAUUUGUUUUUAUAAGAUCAUUCAAAUGAGCCAUCUCUUAAACUAGUCAUCGGACAUGCUGGCAUCAUUGUUUCUAUCUGUUGUUUUCUAAAUGCUUACUGCAUUUGGAUUAUUAAAAAUGAAAACUUCCAUUCAUCAAGGGAUGCAUUAAGAACAUAAUUCUUUGAUUGGUAUUUUAGAUAAUUGUUUCACAAUCAUACCUGAAGUAUUUUAAUAAAAUUGUCUUGUAUUUCUUGAUGUUGCAGGUUAUUACAUUUCUGCAUUAAAAUAGGCUAAAGCAGACACUGAACUGAUAGACAUGUUGAGCAUGCCUCUGAACAAUUGAUAUUAAAAAAAACUAUGCCCCCCUCUCGCCUUUAAGAGCCUUGAAAUAACAGUAUUCUAUUUCAUCUCCUGUUUACCUCUAUAAAAUGCUUUCUUUAUCCUGCAGAUAAUAUGUUGUGAUCUCUUAAAUUGAAUAUUCUUCAUUUUUUUAAGUUCAUGUGAUGUUCUUUUUUUUUUUUUUUAUAUAAGCCUUUGAUAUGAUUUACUCACUUUCUGUUUGUUUGCAAUGGUUUUAAAAAGAUUGUCAAGUUCAUUAUUUGGUGGCUUGGCAAUAUUUAUACAAAUGUUAUCUACGUCCUGGCAAUAUUUAUACAAAUAUUAUCUACAUUUAACGCCCUCAACAACUGUUUUAAUUGCUAUUUUAUAAAUUGAAUAUUCUUCAUUUUUUUAAGUUCAUGUGAUGUUCUUUUUUUUUUUUUUAUAUAAGCCUUUGAUAUGAUUUACUCACUUUCUGUGUGUUUGCAAUGGUUUUAAAAAGAUUGUCAAGUUCAUGAUUUGGUGGCUUGGCAAUAUUUAUACAAAUGUUAUCUACGUCCUGGCAAUAUUUAUACAAAUAUUAUCUACAUUUAACGACCUCAACAACUGUUUUAAUUGCUAUUUUUCAUACAAUUGAAAUUGUAGAGAACAAAUCUGUCAUGACGAAUUUAAAAAGCCUAACCACGUCAAAUAUUUUUUAAAUUGUCAUAUAUAAUUAAUGCCAAUGUUUCAAUAACCUCCAUUUAAGGCAAAUCCAUACAUCAACAGUUGAAUCCGUCACAAUAAUGUAUUGGUCAGAAACAACCUGGAACUAACACUAUAAACUAUAAGUUAUUAUUUGUAUUAUUUUAACUUGUUUUUGUUGUUGAUACAGCCAGUUCCUAAUUUAAUGUGUUCAAUUCCUAGAUGGUCUUUAAUUGUAGGCAUUAGCUAGUUAUUUGCAAAACUUAGCUUUAUAUUUAAGAGCAAAACUUGGGUUUAUAUUAUAGAGCAAAACUUCGGUUCAUAAAUACUCACUUACAGGACAGAUAAACUUCAUAUAUAAAUGAUAACUGUCAUUUUGGCGUAUGAAAAGCAUGUUGUAUAUAGAUGUGCUAUAUUGAGACAUGUAUAUAAUCAGAAUGUAAAUUUUUUAAAAUGCGUAAGAAAGAAAUUGUAAUAUUCAGUUUUAAAGAUUUAAAUCAGGAUGGCCAACCUUCAAUUUUGCUGUCCGCCGGAUAUAUGGAUAUAUCGUUCAUUUAAAUUGCGUCUCUUUCCUUCUAGCUUCAAACUUAUAUUUGAAAUUCAUGAAUGCAUAUUUCAAAAGAGUUAUAUCUCAAGUUAAACUAUAAAAUUUAUUGAUGUGUUUUUAUACCAUGUGUAGGUGUGUUAUAAUGGGAGGAUUAUGUGCAUUAUGAACUAAUAUAAUAAUUUUGUCAUCAUAAUGUUUAUUUUGAUUAUUAGGUUAGCCACAUGCGGCCCGCAAAGGGUUGACUUGUGAUCAAAAUGGCCCGUGAAGCCAUUUGGGUUGGCAACUUCUGAUAUAAAUAGUUGAAAAAAUAUGUAACAAUAUAUGUAUCAUGUACAUAUACUUAAAAAUUCAACUUCAUUUCUCCACAUUUUCACCUAAGUGCCCAUAUUUCCAUGUUUGCAUCAAAGAUAGCAUUUUCAAAAUUGUCCCUUUGCUCGUAUAAGGUGCAUGGUAGAGCAUAUACAAAUGCCAAAUUAAAUUACAACUGACAUCAUUUUAUUUGAUAUGGGUCAAUUGUAUCUAUUUUGACAGCUUCACCCCCUUUUUUAUUCUGCAUCACCAAAACAAGAUAGCUUGAUUUCUUGUAUUCGCGAAGAAAUUAUUAAGAAUUACCUGAAUGUUGUUGUAAUAAGUAAAUAAUUAUUAUGGGUCAACUAUAAAAUCUAAUAAAUUAAUUUUACAGUUUAACAUAAAAUCUUUUUCUUAAGAUAUAUUAAGUCAAGAACUCAUUGUAGUAAAUUUAGGCUUGGCUACAAUAUAACUUUUAAUAAAAAUAUGCAUUUAUUUCAUUCCAAAUUUUUAUAGAGUAAUAUAGAAAACAAAUGUCAAGUUCAUUUAUCAGAAAAAGGAAGAAAAAACACUACUAUAACAGUUAAACUAAAAUCAAGCCAAUUCAACAGUGGUAACAAUUUUUUUGCCUGUUUUGAGAUUAACAUUAUUUUAACAGAAAGUCUAACUUAUUCCAACUGAAAUUAGGUAGUGGUACUGGUAACUAAUAAAAUGAAAAAUAAUGAACACUUUCUUUUACUUGCAAUUUAAAUUUCUUUUGUGACAUUCGUCGUCAUAUUCUUAUUUAAAUGUCCACCAGAUAUAUAUAUUUGGCUUCAAAAAUAUUUCUUUUAAUCCUUUGACUCGUUUCUUUUCAAUGUCUCCCACCUGGGUUCUCAAAAUUUUUGAAUCAGACACUGUUGAGGGCUGCUAUAUUUGAAAAAAAGAAAUCUUAUGCACAUAAACAUAAGUCUUAGUUGUUGUGAAAAGAAAUGGGGGUAAAAAAAACAUUUAAAAUGAAGAAUAAUUUAACAACUAAAAGUUUAUUUGUAUUUCAAUGUGAAGUAUGGGCCUGCUCUAGCUAACAAGAUGGUUGGUAUCUGGUUCCGUAUAUUUCGUCGCUCACACUUACCCUUAACGGCAGUUGGGUUAAGGAUCCCUGGUCUAUCAUUUUGCUAUAAUUAUUUAGGAGAAUAUGAUGAUGUAUAAUAGUUUUAAAAUGGUUUAGUUUUAAAUUACAGCUGCCAUUUGAGAAUUUUUCUUCAUCUUUUUAUUGAUAUCUUAUUUUGAAGCCCUGUGGAAUGGAAAAUUUCAGAAGUCUGGCAACACUUUCUUUUUAACUGGACUAUCUUUUAAAAUUUUCUAACCAGAUAGUUUGUUCAGAGUCUUUCAUUUCUGAUCUAUUUUGAUUGGCAGUGAGUUAAAAAAAAAUAUAUGCAUUAUGACACUGUGGUAUAAAAAAAAAACACAACAUUUUGAGUAUUGAUGGUGGUGUGUGUGUGAGACACACAAGAAUUAAAGAAAAAAGUUCAAUCCACACAUACCAGGAAUUUUGACAUAUAUACUGGGACCGCAUUUAUCAUAUUACCUCGGAGUAAGUUGGACACUUUUAUUUCACAGUAAGUUGGACACUUUCAAGUAUUAACAAAAACUGUAGUGGAGUUUUAGCUUUGACAUGUGUAGCUCUGGUUAUAGUUUCUUUCAGAGACAAGUUUAAAUACCUUUAUUUACUUAACAUUGGGUUUCUCAACCUUUUGUGUGUUCUGCAUCUGGAAAAAUUGCUUGACCGUAAGUCUCACAACCCUUACAAGUUGAAUGUGUCAGUAUGCCCUACAGAAGUAACAAUGCAUUUGAAACUUGGAAAAAUAUCGACUUCCAUUUCUGGUUUUCUGGUUUUGGGGACUUGCAUAUAAAACUUCUUACAUAAUUAAGCUGUGACAAAUUAUAACACUCUAAUGGCUUAUUUAUUUACAGAGACAUUGUAGACAUUCAUCUUAAAAUAAUCAUUAUUUAAAAGAAAGGCAUGAAUGAUAAUCUGCAUUUAAUGGUAUGGCACUGACAUAAUUAACCUUUGUCAAUGGAAUGUUCAGUAAUAAAAAAAUCUACAAUAGACCUCAAAUCUCUCACAUAACCACAUGUAAUAUAGAGCGCUGCCGUUUUUUUGGGAACUUGAAAGUAUCCCACAGAAAUAGAAAGUAAGAAUGUCUUUUAUUUUAUCUACCUUAAUUAUUCUGUCUGAAUAUAUGGUGUCAAUAUUAUUUUUACAAAACAGCCUUUUGUCUUGUUACAUGCAUAACAUUUAAAAAAAAAAAAGAAGGUAUUUGGGAUUCUACACUUAGGCAACUUUUUAACUGUGUAAAUGUAUGUAGUUGAUUUGAAGUUACCUGUAAUGAAACUUAUAAUUUGUUUCAUUGAUAUGAGCUGUACAAUUGUUCUGUAACAAUCUGCUUUAUAUUUCUUAAUCUUCUAUCUUCUUUGUCUUUCUGUUUAUUGAAAAUCAUUUGAUAUGGAUUUCUUCCCUUCUGUAAUUUCCGUUUUAAAAAGUUUCAUUGCAAUGAGAGUUUCAAUGUAGUGAGUCUUGUCUGUUUGAAUUAAAAUAAAGUUUCAAUGUAAUGAGUGUAGUCUGUUUCUAUUAAAGAAAAGUUUCAAUACAGUGAGUACAGUCUGUUUGCAUUUAAAAAAGAAGACACACAAUUUAAUGAGAACACAAUAUUUACAAAAUUAUUUCCAACUUACUAGAAUUCCAUAUGUAUAUGAUUAAAGAAUGUUUACUUGUUGUGGUUGAAUCCUAAGGAAAAGCAAGUCUAGAAUCAAAUGUAAUGAUACCAUUGUCCUUUUUUUUUUAUUUGUGUGUCUAUGUAGAUGCAUUGGAUUUUUGCUGUAAUGACCUUGACCUGUAAAAAGAUGGUGCAACACCACUCUCCCUAUUAUUGUAAAUAAAUCUGUGGACUAUAAUAGUUUAGUAUCUGUUUACAUAACAGCAGCAAUUCUCAUAGCUUGUUUUUCCUCUGGAUUAAACAUAAACUGUAAACCACCCCCUCACCCCCACCACCUCUUUUUAUAUUAUAAAUUAAUCUGUUGACUAUAAUAGUUUAGUAACUGUUUACUAAACAGAAGCAAUUCUCAUUGCUUGUUUUUUCCUGUGGAUUGAACACAAAAAUAGUUGUUUGUAUGUUUUAUGUUUACUGUAUUAUCAUUGACAUAUCCAUUUCUAUUUUAUUACAUAUAUAUGUCCCUUAAAAAUAUUCGAAUAGAACUUCUAAUAAGGCUUGAAUGUGUGUUUAAUACAGUUAUUUGAAUAUUUUAUGUGUCGUAUUUCAGUUACAAUGCUUGGAGAGCACACACAGGAAAUAGAGAGUUGUUAUAAUUGUAUAGCUUGGAAAAAAAAAAUAUUGCUAACUAGCAUAUGAUUUCCAACAAGCCAUUGUCAUGCUAUGUAACAUAAAAUUUAAGUCACACUUUUUGCUGUACCGGUAGUACUAAAUUUUACUUGCAUUGUUAAGGGAAAAAAAGCAUCUAAUGUGUUUUACAUAUGAGAAUCAAAUUAUUUGAAUAAAUCUCAUUAAAAUGUGUACCCAACGUGGUAGGCGUACACCAUUAAUAGUGACAUUAAAUUUAUUAAUUCAAACAAUGAUGUGUAGAAUGAUGCAGAAAAAAAAUGUUUACUUACUUAUUGUCAUAGAUAAAUACAUUUUUGAGUUGUACAUUAGUAAUUGGAAUGAAAUGUGCAAGGUUAAUUUGUUUCAAGUGUUGCAUUGUAUUGAACACAUUUGUAUUUUCUCAUUUCACUGUACUUUAUGGGGUGUGUCUGCAAAGCUGUUACGAUUACAACUAAGUGACCACACUUAAAACUAUGCUCAAAAUUGUGCUCCCCUGUAUUUUCUAACAAUGAAUAUUAGCACUCUACCUGUGUGGGCUACUGUCAUUCAUUGCUUGUAUAAAGAAUGGGUGAAAACAGGUGUAAUUAACAGCCUUGCAGACAUUGCUAUCCCAAAAAAUUGUUCUCUGUGUUAAUGUUGAACUGACCUUGUAUUUUCUUUCUCUUCCCCUGUUUGUUUCCCCCAGGCUACAUCAUGUAUCAAGUUUGUUCUACUGCCAAAUGUUCCUGGUGUUUGCACAGAGAGGAAACUUGUAUGUUCUACCAUCAUCAUCCGUGUUGCCAUUGUAGGAUUUUUUUUUUUACUGUCAGGAUUUGUAUCAUAUUGUGUAAAUUAUUGUUUUCAUAAAUUUAAUUAAGCAUGGUAGUAGCCAGAUGUCGAUCGAAAGUUUUUUUUACAAAUUAAAGUUUUUAAAUGUGGAGAUGGAGUUUAACUUGGGAAGAAUGGAGUAAAGGCUCGAGAGGAUUAACAAGCCACAAGAGGAUCCAUCUGCUUCAAGACAAAUUGGACAAGGCAGCUAGAUCGCCCAACAGUAUAGGAUUUGAACAGUGUGGGGCCACAUGAAGGAUUUUAAAACAGUAAUUAUUUUAUUAUGUGCAUUUAUUUUUCAGUUUGUUUUUACCCAUGUGCAUGUUAUGUUAUUAUUUUCAGUUUCCUUUAUUUUUUAUUUUUUUUUAAUAGUAUUUGCUCACGAGCAAAAUACUGUAGUUGAUGAGGUGAGUGUAACCAUGGGGAAAAAAAAAAUUACACCUAAUCUCAGGUACAGAAUUAUUUUUGGCUCCAAAUAUAUUUCUUUCAGAACAUCGUAAAGCUGCCAUUAAAAACUGUUCAGCUCAUUUGAAAUAUUCAUCACAUGUAACAUUUAAAAAAAAAUGUUGUCAGAACAAAUAAAUAAUAUAUGCAAUUAUUGGAGUCUAGAAACAGUACAAACUAUGAAACGAACAUAUUUUCAGGUAGUUUUCACUUCCAGGGGUUUUACUAAAAAAACUUUGGCAUAGUCCCAGAUAAAAAAAAAAGAGCUCUAUUAAAAAGAGUUCAAUAACUUUUGUGUUUAUUCUUUUAUUGAAUAAAUUUGAACAAAUCUCUUUAAUAUUUUGUAAUGUAAGGAGUUUUAGAUAUUUCACUGUAAUUUUUUUUUUUUAAAGAAAAUUUCAUUUUUGUUGUUUUUUGUCUGUAUGUUUGUGUUUGUAUAAUUAUUGGUGUCUUAUUUUCAGUACAGUUCUGGUGGUGCUAGGGUAGAUUUUAAAAUACUAGCCAUCCCCACUUUUAUGAAAUAAAGUCAUUUGAAAUUUUACAUUUUCAAUUAUGUUUUUUUAAUUCAUAUUCUAACUUUUAAAACAUCUUAUUGGAAUUGUGGUGCAAUAGAUGUUUGUGAUUAAUGCCCUAAUCAAAGAUGUAAUACUUCUGAUUAUUCAACUUCUUGGUACCAGGUAGUAAAGUUGUGAAAAUUUGAAAACGGUCUAACUAAAUUUUUCAGGUGCACAUUUUUGUUCACAUUGAUUCAAAUUUGGUUUGUUGGUAAUGAAAAGAUUUUGACUAGAUUUUUAAAAAAAAAUGUCUCUUCAAAUCUCUGCCUAAUUAUAGCCAUUGAAACUUGAGGACUGAACAUGAAAAAUCACUUUUGUUUUUGUGUGUGUGUGGGUUACAUUAGUUACAACAAAAAAGAAAAAAGGUGGGGGGGGGGGGGUGUGUGUGUGUGUGUGUUUCUUGUUAAAGAGUCUAAGAGAUCAGUGUGAAAAAACCUAAUAAGAGAUUAGUGUGAGUGAAGUUUAAGCUUGGAUACAAUUUGAUGGACUGAUUCAGCUGUGUUUUUAUUGAAAGGACAAUGGCAUAAAUUCAUAAAUUGUCAUGCGGACUGAAAUUAAAGUAUAAAAGUUGUUCACUUGUAGUAUAUAUUUUUUUAAUUAACUACAAUUAAAAUGUCAAAGUUUAUAUGUGUAAGUAUAUUUUAAAAUUACCUACAAUUAAAAUAUCAAAGUUGUUCACUUGUAGUGUGCCGUAGUGUAUUUUUUAGAUUAAAAAGAAAAGCUUGGCACCUUUUCAAAUUUAGUAGAAAAACCAUAAUUUAUUAUCUUAUGAGUAUGAGUACGGCAAAAGGCCAAAGCACUGUUAUCCCAUUUGUAAAGGGAUACACUUUUUGAAGGUCUACAUAAUUAUGUUAUAUACUAAUAAAUGCU
Messenger RNA from Lymnaea stagnalis (great pond snail), 27821 nucleotides. The record is from the annotation of a GenBank genome assembly. NCBI's taxonomy places the organism in Eukaryota, Metazoa, Mollusca, Gastropoda, Lymnaeidae.